AUGUCUUUUUUAGGAGCGAUUGGAUAUAUUAUGCAAGGAAGUGGUAUAAAAGAAGUACUUUCUCUGAUUUAUGCACCUAAUUCAUUAGAAAAAAUGCUCAAUGGUCAUGCUUACGCGAGAGCUGUUCGAGCUCAUACCUUGCUACAUCUUACUUUAGCAACAAUAAUAUCCAAAGAGCUUGUUCUCGAUAGUGAGAUGGAUAAAAACCUUACAAAUACAAUUGAACUUAUAAUAAAUAAAACUAUUUCCUAUAAUGAUAUUGAACAAGGCGAUGAAAUAUUUGAAGCAUUACUUUAUCAGUUUAAUGAAAAACUACAGGAGCACGGAGAACGAGGACCUACAGCAAAACUGUGGAUACAAUAUUUUCAUAUGGUGUCUAUUGCAAAGGAAAAUUAUAAGAGCUGA
Molecule: messenger RNA, 405 nt
Organism: Pieris macdunnoughi
Lineage: Eukaryota; Metazoa; Arthropoda; Insecta; Lepidoptera; Pieridae
Source: the annotation of a GenBank genome assembly